Myriangium duriaei CBS 260.36 is the source of this 670-nucleotide messenger RNA. NCBI's taxonomy places the organism in Eukaryota, Fungi, Ascomycota, Dothideomycetes, Myriangiales, Myriangiaceae. The record is from the annotation of a GenBank genome assembly.
GUCAGUCGUACAUUCCACCUUUCUCAUUCUUUCUCAUCGUUCCUUCAUCUCUAGCGUACGAAAGCACGACUUCGAAAACAAUCGACCACGAGUACAUCAAGCCCGCACAUCUCACUUCCACCUACCAUAUCCAGUAUUCAAGCUCACCAUGGCUUUGCCAGACAUUCUUGAAAAUCUUACUGAGCGUGAUCGCGAGAUCCUCUUCGCCGCCUUUCUCUCACGCAAAGAUCAGAAUGUUUUCGAAGGCAUCGAUUACAACCUCCUUGCCACCAAUGCGGGCUUCAAAAACGCCAACACAGCACGUAGCAAGCUCCAUCCAAUCAAGAAGAAAGUCCUCGCACAGCUUGAGCAAGACACCACCAAGGGUACGGUCGAGCUCACCACGUCCAAACCAAAGGCUUCACCCAAGACCAAAGCUGCCAAAAACAAGAGACGCAAGAUCGAGGAUGUGGCAAGCGAGGACGAACCUGAGCUGGAGGACUCCAAAGUGAAGCGCGAGGAGGGCGAAGCUGAGCAGGGGGCGGAGGACGACGAACUUGCCUGAUUCUAAUUUGCUAACUUGAGAAGAGCGAGGCGCAGCAGGAGAUGGGAGAGGGGGACGUGGAGCACUUUGCGGCGUGUUCAAUGCAGUAGGCAGAUCAUUCGGCUUAUCAGGGAGGAGGACUCACAU